CCCUCUCCUCCUCUGGGAGCCCACUGCCUAGACCGCCAGUGUCCGACCCAGCUGGUGGAGGCGACUGGGCAGCCCUAGAACCACUUCCCCCAAAACAGCGUCUGUAAGCUUUGCUGAUCCCACCACAGCGCUGCAGGGGAGGGACCCCCCUGGCUCUGGGUCUGUGAUUGCUGACUAGGACCUGCCCACCUUGUCCUUCCCUUCAGCCUCCUGGAGUGGUGACCACAAUAACCCGGCCUUGGAAUCACUUGAGGAAUUUUUAAGAGAUCUGACGCCCAGACCAAUUCAAUGAGAACUCCAUGGCUGGUCUGAGGAAUACGAAUCUCCAGCUAUCUUCAGCCCUGCUGAGCUCCUGUGCUAUUUCCUAGGCCUUGGCAUCCCCGCCCCCACCCCAGAAACCAAGAAUUCUCUGGAAGAUCAGACCCAUCAGAGUCUCCAGGAGAUCCCGAUGCAUGCAGCUCACCACAUAGCAUACGACGAGUCAGGACAUGGAGCUAUGGAAGCAAGUGUUCCAGGAAUUAAUUCAGGAAGUGAAGCCAUGGCACAAAUGGACCCUGACAGUAGACAAAGACCUUCUUCCCAACAGCCUGAAGCCAGGAUGGUUACAGUACCAGCAGAGGGCUUUUGCCAGGUUCCAGUGCUCCCUGUGCUCUCGCAGUUGGGCCUCUGCUCAAGUUCAGGUCCUUUUCCACAUGCACAAGAGUGGGGGGGAACCCAGGGGCAAGGUGAAGAUGAGGGUCUUUGCCCAGAGAUGUCAGAGGUGCGAUCAGUCUCCAUUUGAGGUUCCUGAGUUCACAAAAGAGAACAUCUCAAGGAUCCUGAACAACCUGGUGUUCCGAAUUCUGAAGAAAUGCUACAGAGAAGGAUUUAGGUCCAUGGAGACGAUACCUACCAUCAAGGAAAUCUCUCUUGAAGGGCCGCAUGACAGUAACAACUGCGAGGCAUGUCUGUCGGGCUUUUGUGCUCAGAGUGGGUCAGGUGAGGCCCUGCAGUCACCAGGGUUGCCGUCACUUCCUGCCGUUAGCUCACCUGCCCUUGGGACCGCCAUCCCCAUGCCCUCUCCCACUAGGAGUGGCGCCCCAGUGGACGCAGGGAAGGGGAACACCAGAGCGGACGCGGUGAAGGAGAACGCCAUGGGAAACAAGGGAAAGGCUUUACCCCAACCCUGGUAUACUGUGUCCACAAAGGCUGCGAUCCUCCCCACCCACUGGAGCCCGAGACCAAACACCCACCACCACGUGGAGAGGAGAAUCCAGGUCAGCACCUGCAGUGAGGUACCCUGUUCCCACCCAGUCCAGAAUCUCAGGUGCAGGAACUUUAAUGCUUGCUGCUGUUUUUUCAUUCUGAUCAUUGUCGUGGUGAUUAUCGUAGAGACCAUUCAGUGGACCUCCACAUGAUGCCAGGUUCAGUCAUGUAGUACUGUCCCACGGAUAGGAAAUACGCAGAAGAGGUAAAUCCAGAGACAGGAAGUAGCCUGGUGACUGCCAGGGGCUGCGGGGAAGGGCAUUAAUCGGUAUGGGGCUUUUUGUGGGCAGAGGGUGGGUGGUGAUGAAAAUGUUUGGCACAAGUUGGAGGGGGUGGUUGUACAAUACUGUGAAUGCAGUAAAUGCCAUUGAAUUGUUCAUUUUAAAGUGGUUGAUUUCAUGUGAUUUUUAAGGGUUAAUGUUAAUUUCAAUUCAAUGUGUAAAGGACGCUGACAUUCUGCUCAUUCUCGGGAGAACUGAGACCGAAGCCUUUAUGGCUCACAGAACUAUUUGGAAAUCUCACGAGACCUGUGGAUCCUCUCUCCCCACAGAAGCUUGCACAGACCCAGUGACGUCAGCCUGUGGAAGCAUUUGCCAUGGUUUUCAUUAGGUUGAAAGCCUGGGUCUCAAAGCAGUGUUCUCCACAGCAGGGUCCGUGCAGCUCAGGGCUGCGGCAGGACCAUCCACCCACAUCGGGGAGAUAGCCUUCAAACUCUAUUUCAUGUUUCUUUGUACUUUACUGUUUCUUGUUGCACAGUUUAUAAUGUGCGUUACUGUACUAGUAAAAUGGUAUUGUGACACAAUGUGUAAUUAAAUAAAUAUACACCCAUCUGGAGUGCG
Mirounga angustirostris (Northern elephant seal) is the source of this 2084-nucleotide messenger RNA. It is a transcript of the gene RTP3, whose product is annotated as receptor transporter protein 3. Gene Ontology annotation, cellular component: cytoplasm. The coding region runs from base 489 to 1397 and encodes 302 amino acids. The transcript has 3 exons. Gene Ontology annotation, molecular function: olfactory receptor binding. Gene Ontology annotation, biological process: detection of chemical stimulus involved in sensory perception of bitter taste; protein targeting to membrane; protein insertion into membrane. Lineage: Eukaryota; Metazoa; Chordata; Mammalia; Carnivora; Phocidae. The record is from RefSeq and is a predicted model, not a curated record.